AUGGCUCAAACACACAUGCAAUUAGAAGACUGGCUGGAUGACCUAUGCGUCCGGUUCAUAAUCAACCUACCAGAAGAGGACCUGUCUUCGGUGGCUCGGAUAUGUUUCCAAGUCGAAGAGGCCCAAUGGUUCUACGAGGAUUUCAUCCGACCACUGGACCCCAAUCUCCCGUCGAUGACUCUGCGAACCUUCAGCCUCCGCAUCUUCAAGCACUGCCCUUUGCUCGCCUCCUUCUCAACCGAAAACCAUAUACAAGCCUUCGAAGAGUUUCUUGAAUACAAGACUCGCGUGCCUGUGCGCGGAGCGAUUUUGUUGAACCAUGAAAUGGACUCUACGGUACUCGUGAAGGGGUGGAAGAAGGGCGCAAACUGGAGCUUUCCCCGUGGCAAGAUCAACAAGGAUGAAGAUGACCUGGACUGUGCGAUUCGCGAGGUAUGGGAAGAGACAGGACUGGACCUCCGAGAAGCUGGACUUGUACCCACCGAAAAUCCCAAAUACAUCGAGAUUACGAUGAGAGAACAACAGAUGCGUCUCUACGUCUUUCGCGACGUGCCUAUGGAUACGCUGUUUCGGCCUCAAACCAGAAAAGAAAUCAGCAAGAUCGAGUGGUACAGGCUGUCGGAGCUCCCAGCGUUCCGCAAAAAGAAGACGUCGAAUGGUCAAGACGCCGGCGCGGGACUGAGUGCGAACAAGUUCUACAUGGUUGCCCCGUUCCUCGUCCCUUUGAAAAAAUGGGUUAGUUCACAGAAGAAGCUGGGCUCAAAGAAGUUCUCGCAUUCGGCCGGAAAUACUGGCCUACAUCCCCACCAUGCCCUUGACGAGGUGUAUACUGAGGAUGAUACUUGGCCUCAACCCGCCCCUGAAGGAAUUUUGCAAACCCAUAAUAGUCUGGAGGAUGCUACCCACGAACUGCAACGCCUUCUCAAAAUGCAGCCCCCUACGCAAGGUCUUCAGGCUGCGUCUGCAACUGAAGACAAAGCUAGCGCGCUCCUCUCAAUGCUUCAAGCUGGAGGAUCCAAUCCUGCGACUUCAUCUAGGCCUGGCAGUAUGUUGCCGCACACACCUAUGAAUGCGGGCCCGGAACCUGUCCCUCAACCGCGCAAUCCGCAUCACCAUACCAAUCAACACCAUACUGCUAUCCAACCGGUCGAGCCACCCCCUCCAUUCCCUCUCAAUCAAUACCACCAGGGAUCUCACUGGAAUACUCCGCAGAACCUGUAUCAACAGCACUCUUUCGGAAACGCCCAAGCCUCCCUUGUCCACCCACAACCUUUGCCACCCCAGGUGCAACGGGCUGUGUUUGACAGGGCAGGAUACCAGGAGAACCAACCGCCUCUGCAUAACAAUAUUCCACAAGAGCAAGGCUACACAGUAUCGAGGCAAUCAUCGUUGAACUUACCUCCAGAAUCGGGGAAAACUGCCCAUUUGGAUGGUCAAUCGAUGGCCCUCCUCAACGCGUUUAAGCAAGGAGACCCUGCCCCAGUACCAGUUGAGCAACUCCCACCAAAGCAAAAACUUUUUGAUUCCCAGGUUCACUCUGGCCAUGCCCCCUACCACCAUCAACAACCGGCCACACAUGGGCUGUCCUUCCCUUCAGAGCUUGCAGCCUCAUCCCACAGCUCCUCACAACAUAUUCCAGCAGCCAAACCCCCCAUCGAACCGCAUCGCUCAGCCUUGUUGGGCAUGUUCAAGAAUCCAGCUCCCGAGACAACUACGAAUAUGGCUCCAAGACCUUUCCAAGACUCCACACUCUCUGGACCAAGGCCUCAGGGCGCUGCGACCGGGAUAGAGAAGCAGCUCUUAGAUGCGUUUCGGGGGAUACCCCCGGGACCCGAAUUGUCGGCUAAACCACCACACCCAAUUCACAGCCAACCUGCAGAUCCAAGCGCUGCCCUCUCUGAUUUCUUGGCCCUGAAGCCCCGGCAGGAACAUAACAUGCACCCCAGAAAAACGACAAAUGAAAAUAUGCCAAUCCCUACUCGAACCAGCACAGCGGCUUCAGCAAAUGCACCCUCGCAACCCAUCCGUAUCCUCCAAAGGGGCCAAGGAGACCCAUUCCACUUCUCCGGUCACUCUGAACGGACGAUCCCGAACUCGCCCUACUCCAGCCAAGCUCUGCCCGGGACGGUUGAGUUGGCUACUUCCGCUGAUAGGUCUUCUGUUGUGUCGCCGGGUGCAGGCACUCGACGAGCUGAAGUCUCCCAGGAUCAGAAGAAGCAGCUCCUGUCAUUAUUCGGCAAGCAGCCGAAUCCUAAUGCCCCCGGCCAUGAUGCCGCCCAGGCCGAACUGGCGGCGCCCGAGCCCCCUCGGUCGCGCCUCGUGUCCCUCGCAGGCAGUGGGGUUGGCUUUGGAACUGGGCCUCCUUCCAGGGGCAGUAGCCAGACCCCGAUAUCCCCGGCGGACCAGAGCUUUUUGUUAGAUUACCUUCAGUCAGUGACAAAUAACGCGUCUCGCUGA
Clonostachys solani is the source of this 2457-nucleotide messenger RNA. NCBI's taxonomy places the organism in Eukaryota, Fungi, Ascomycota, Sordariomycetes, Hypocreales, Bionectriaceae. The record is from the annotation of a GenBank genome assembly.